UUCUGGGUAUAAACAAAUGCAAUAAAGUACGCAAAAUGGCGUCAGACGUGGAUAGUCCUUUGGAAUCUCCGCCGAUUGCGGUAUUUAGGGGAUUGAGAUUUAUCUAUUGGUGAAGGAAAACGUAGCAAUAAUAACCAUGGCGUCUUCCAAUACAUCGAAUGCCGGAAGUAGCCACCAGGAGCAGAGAGAGCAGAAGGUUCUUGAUGUCAUAUUUCUCUGUGACGAAUGGAAAUCUUCAAAGGGUGGAUUGUCAACUUUCAAUCGAGAAUUUGCCAUUAAUUUGGCACAAGCGACGACUGGUAGCAUGAAAAUUCACUGCUAUGUCUCUAAUAGCGAUGAUCGGGACAGAGAAGAUGCUAAACAACAUGGUGUCAAUUUAAUCACAGCUCGAAGUGUUCCUGGUUCAGCGGACCCCCACGAAUGCUUGAAGUUUCCACCCUCGCAGCUCCCAAACCCACAUCUGGUGAUAGGCCAUGGAAGAAAGCUGGGCAUUCCUGCAUAUUUUCUAGCCCAGUCUACAAAGUGUAAAUGGGUCCAAUUUGUUCACGUCUACUGCGAGGAUCUUGGGAAAUAUAAAGAAUCUGCCACGGCUGCAGAAGAUACAAUCGAAGAAAACGAGAAGAAGCACAAGAUGGAAAUUGAUUUGUGUAAAGCAGCGGAUGCAGUUGUUACCGUUGGCUCCCGUCUACAACAGAAGUACAGCAGACGUCUCCUUAAUGUUGAAGUGAAGAUUAUCACUCCUGGGAUCUUUGGAAAGUUUUCCAAUGAAUCAAAAUUGGCUGUAGACAGAUCGGUUGUAAAGAAUUUUAAUGUGUCUUUGUUUGGCCGAGCUGCCUUUGAGGAUCUUUCCCUGAAAGGCUAUGAUGUAGUUGCAAAUGCCAUUGGUUCUCUUGGUGAGAACUUUGAGUUGACAUUUGUCGGCUCAUCUCCCGGUGAACAACGAAAAGUUGAGCAAUGGUUUCUUGACAACACGUGCAUCAACCGCAAACAACUAACCAUCCGUCGAUAUUGCAGUGAACAAGAGGAACUCAAGGUGAUGUUCUAUGAGUCAGAUUUGGUUGCUCUGCCAUCCCGUACCGAAGGAUUUGGGCUCGUUGCCCUUGAGGCCAUUUCUGCUGGUGUUCCUGUUCUUGUCUCUGGUGAAUCUGGCAUAGCUGAGGCUUUGCAAAAAGUAGAAGGUGGAAACACUGUCAUUGUUGGAUCAGGUGAAGAUGAAGAUGAAUGGGCACGAAGGAUCAGAGAGAUGUAUGAAGAAAGCGCAGAAGAGAGAGAAGCCAAUGCUGUGAAGCUUCGCGAGAACUACAGGAAGGUUUACUCUUGGAAAGCAGAAUGUGAGAGGUUUAAAGGGCUGAUUGAAAAUGUUGUGAAAACUGCAAAUGGUGGUAAGUUGAAUGUUAAGGUUGCAGUUGAUGACUUGAAACCUGAAGAACAGAAUAUGCAGACUGGCAUGUUGGCAACAGAGUCUGCCAGAUGUCAAGGGGUUCAGCAGCCUAGGGCAUCUGCUACAUCAACUGCAUCUGGAAGUGUGUCCUAUUCACAGAAAGAGCAUCUCAAUGCCCUUGAAAAGGAAAUCUUUCUAUCAAUUGUGCAAAAUUAUCUCAAGACCACACCACCACAGUCCCCUGAAGAGCACAGUAGGUUCAUGGAAUACACACAAAAAAUGAAGCUCAUCAUUACUGGUGUUGCUGUAGGAAGUUUGGUGAUAACGGUGAGGUGUGAAUCUCUAAUGAUCUUGGAGGAGUUGUGGACAGAUUACUCAUCUGGUCAUCUUGGUGAAGUGGUUCAGAAUUGUUUUGUCACUGAAAAGAUCGUGAAGAAACUGAACCUGGCUGAGCUGAGGCUGAAGACAACAAUAGACAUAGAAGAGUACAAUGCAUGCAAAGCGUUCUUUGAGAAAGAUGCUCUUAGAGAUGCUUUAUCCUCUGAAUUCCACUCCACAAGUUCAACCAGUGAAAGUCCACUAACAAAAGAACAAUGGGAAAAAAGUGAACAGAAGACAAAGAUUAUGGAGUUGGCGAAAUUGGAAGAUCAGAAAUUAAACAUCAAAGUUGAUGUGGAACAUAUGAAAUGUGCAGAUCAAGAUGCUUAUAGUACAGCUUCAGUGUUAGCUUUGGAGCCAGCAGGAUAUCAGAAGGCAUCCACAGCUUCAGGCACAAAGAGAAAAACAGAAUCUGAUGCAGAUUUAGAAGAUCUCCAACCACUCAAAAAGAAAGUAUUGUGCUUAAUUGCCAUGAAUUACCUUGAUACUACACCAGCACAGAGCAGGGAUGAACACAAUGAGUUUAAGGAAUACUUACAAGAAAUGAAGGUCUUCAUUACAGGUGUUUCUAUGGAAAGGUUGGUGAUAACAGUAAAGUGUGAUUCUCUCUCGAGCUUGGAGGAAUUAUGGGAAGAUUACUCUUGUGGCCUUUUGGAUAAGAUGGUACGAGAUUGUUUUGUAACUGAAAAGAUCAUGAAGGAACUGAACCUGGCAGAACUGAAGCUGAAAACAACAAUGGACAUAGAAGAGUACAAUGCAUACAAACUGUACUUUCUUGAGAAGGAUGCACUCAGAGGUGCCUCAUCUUCUGAAUUCCACUCCAUAAGUUCAACCAGUGAAAGUCCACAAAAACAAGAAGAGCUGAAAAAAUGGAAACAGAAGACAAAGAUUGUUGAGACAGAGAAACUGAAAGGUACUUCACCCCUCACUGUAAAACCCACCACUGGUCAUGGAAAAGAACUUAUAGGAAAAGCACAGGGAAGGAAAGGCAUGCUGCCUCUUCAUGGAUCUUACACCUCUGAUCCUGAAGAAGAACUAGAAGAGCUACGUAUGAAACUUCAAAUUAUGAAAGCUACUUUGCCUUCCCCUGCACUCUUAACUGCUGCUCUUGAAGAAAAACUAAAAGAACUACUCAAAGAACUUGAGAGACAAAGAGAUAAAGGUAGUUUACCUCCCAAUUUUUUCACUAUUGAAGUAGAAGUAGACGAACUACUCAAGAAAUUUCCGAAAAGGAGGAUGGAAG
Pocillopora verrucosa is the source of this 3002-nucleotide messenger RNA. The record is from RefSeq and is a predicted model, not a curated record. NCBI's taxonomy places the organism in Eukaryota, Metazoa, Cnidaria, Anthozoa, Scleractinia, Pocilloporidae.